GGGCCAUAUAAAUAGCAACACUCUCAGGUUUGCCCUUCUCUUGCCUGGGUGAGAGCCAACAGACAGACAGAUGGGUGGUGGGUCCAUGGGGCUGGCGACUCUCCUCCUCUUCCCCCUCCUCUUCCUGGGGGUGGACGGAUCCCGGCUGCAGGUGCUCACGGCACCCGUCUCCCAGGCCCUGCUGGGCACCAGCGCCCGGCUGCAAUGCUGGUUCGACGUCGGGGGACCGGUGGCCUUGAGCUCCCUGUGGGUGACCUGGUGUCUUGAGGCCCAGAGGAUCGCAAGCUACAACCCGGGUGGGGGCCAAGCCCGGCCUGGGGCCAGUCUGGCGGAGACGGUGUUGGAGAGUGGAGACGCCUCGCUGGUACUGGCCGGAGUGACGCUGGCGGACGAGGGGCUGUACACGUGUGUUGUGGGUUAUGGGGCAGAGAAGCAGCAGGGCAACACCAGCCUCCGCGUGCUCGGUGAGGGUCGCCAGUGGGUCCUGGCAGGGAGGGGACUGGGGGAGACCCCCGGCACCAUGGAUCCAACCCCUCCAUGCCCUGCAGCUGCUCCGAGGGUGUCCGUGGCCCAGCGCAUAGGCAGUGCAGAGACUGCCCUCGAGUGCCACAUCAGGGGCUUCUACCCAGCAGCUGUGGAUGUGGCCUGGCUGCGGGAUGGGCAGCUCCUGGACAGCUCAGGCCGCACCACCCCCCAGCAGAGCCCCGAUGGCACCUACAACCUCUCACUAAGCUAUGCCUUCGCCCCGAGCGCAGACAGCAUGGGCGGCAUCUUCUCCUGCCGCGUGCGGCACCAGGCGCUGGGGGAGGCCUUACAAGUGGAGCUACCCCUGCCCGUCACAGGCACUGGUGAGAACGAGGUGGUAUUUGGAGCUGCCCUGGGGGUUGUGGCAGCCGUGGGGCCGACGGCCGCGGUUCUCCUGUACGGCUGGAGGAAGAGGCGAGAAGGCCACUGGGAUCUGAGUGGUACCAACGUGCCAGGCACGAGGCUGGAGGCUGGCAGCGAUGCUCAGAGGUCCCCAGAGGCCACUCCGGACUGUGAAGCCGGGGGAGAUGGCAAGAUGGGCACCAAGCCAGCGACAGGCAGCAUCAGGGAGACCAAGUGACUUGAGUGCAGAGGCCACUGGCUACCCCAGCCCCAGCCGUGGAGGACCGAGGCAACUAAGAGAAUGCCACAGGGAGUUGGCAAAGCCCCCAGACGCUGCAGCUGGGGUGCACG
This is a messenger RNA of Alligator sinensis (Chinese alligator), 1218 nucleotides long. Its product is annotated as tapasin-related protein-like. Gene Ontology annotation, cellular component: adherens junction. Gene Ontology annotation, biological process: heterophilic cell-cell adhesion; homophilic cell-cell adhesion. NCBI's taxonomy places the organism in Eukaryota, Metazoa, Chordata, Crocodylia, Alligatoridae. The transcript has 4 exons. Bases 71 to 1105 code for a protein of 344 amino acids. The record is from RefSeq and is a predicted model, not a curated record.